AUGGCAGAAACAAAAGAAGAAGUUAAAGCGCAACCAAAAGUGUAUUAAUACGCAGACUUAAUUGAAUUCGAAAAUAAAUAGGCAUUCAGCUCAAUAGGCAAAAUGCCUAUUUCUACAAAGCAAACCCUACCAUGUUACAGUUUCGGUUCUGCUGAACGAGCCAAUCAAGCAAAGCUUUAUCACAAUAAAGAACUAGCAAGAAUUGAUUUUGCAGGAAAGGGAAGUCCUGGGCCUAUUUAUAAUGUACGAGGAGGAGAUCAGUAUUAUUAUACAAAAGACGCAGAAACAAAGUUUGGAACAGACCCACGUAACACUCUGAAUACAGGAGCCAAAUUUGAUUACUAUCAAAGGAAGGAUGUCGAUUUUGAACCUCAAGAAGCUGAUUUAGUAAGAAAGACCAAGGCUCCAAAUGUCAAAAUUGGGUUGGAAUCAAGAUUUCCCCCUGAGAAAAGACUGAAAGGAACCCCUGGUCCUUAAUACGAUCCAGCCAUUAAACCUGAGGUUCCAACUCCUCCUCAGUUUUCCUUUGGGUAUAGAAGAGACAUCCCAGGAGCAUCGGCAUUGGCUCCGACAUGUUCCACUCCUGUGAUCGUUGGACCAGGAGCGUAUUUACAAAAGGCUCCUGCCAAUACAAGCAAUUUGGAAGAUGCUGCUCAUUGGACUAUUCCAAAAGGUCCUAAGAUUGGCAAGAUCUUUGAAGGCUGGGACAAGAAUCAAACAUACGAUACUAAAUAGAUCGCCGUGGGUGUGUAAGUGAAUUCUAAAAAGAAAUCAUAUCCUGCAUUCAGUGUUGGAAAAUCGACAAGGGAAGCCAAAGUGGGACAUUUUAAAUAGUUGAUGGUCAAGGUUCCUUCAAAGGUGCAUAUUCCUCAUCCUAAAAUUUGAUUAUUAAAAUACAAAUGAGAAAGAUUAUAUAAAACUCUAAAGUUAUUUAUGUAUAUA
This is a messenger RNA of Paramecium tetraurelia, 942 nucleotides long. RefSeq lists its product as uncharacterized. The record is from RefSeq and is a predicted model, not a curated record. The transcript has 5 exons. Lineage: Eukaryota; Ciliophora; Oligohymenophorea; Peniculida; Parameciidae.